Molecule: messenger RNA, 9161 nt
Organism: Labrus mixtus (cuckoo wrasse)
Lineage: Eukaryota; Metazoa; Chordata; Actinopteri; Labriformes; Labridae
Gene: tulp4a
Product: TUB like protein 4a
Exons: 14
Coding region: 806-6406 (1866 amino acids)
Molecular function (GO): protein binding
Source: RefSeq, a predicted model, not a curated record
GAGGAAGCAGCGGAACACAGACGAGGUAAGCUCUCACUGGGCGCUGAUGGCUCUCCGGCUUUGUUGACGACAGCAGUCCUCCAUGGGAUCCCUGCAGCGGGUUGAAAAGGCAGACUGGCUGACGUGAUGACGUUACUGGGAGCAGCAUCUCUCCUUCUGGCACACAGCUGAUGGAGAGGAUUCCCUGCUCCUCCUCUCUCACAGACGGCCGGGGUCGUAUGAGGAGGACGUGGAGCCCAGAAAUGAUACACUGAACUGGACAGAAGAGUUACUUGCGUCAACUGGAAGCACUGGGACCGGUUGAAUGGAAUGGAAGCCUUGCCUGUUGAUGAGUUUACAAGAAAAAGCUUUUUUGGUUUUGUCGAUGUUUCUUUUUGAAAAGCUCACGAGUCUUGAGUCUGCCACAAGGGAUUCCUAAAUAUUUUUUCCCGCACCCCCCAUCUGUUGCCUUGUCAUAGAAACAGCAUCAACGAGGUAGUUCCCUGAUCUAAAGCAUCAGAAUAACUUGAAUGAGUGCCUUUUGUUGUGUACGCAGCCCAUUGGCUAUAUGACAUCUUUUAUCCAGCAAUGUUAAAGCCCUGAGUUUUGUGACCUCAAUUUUUCACCUUUUAUUAUUGAAAAUAACAGAGUGAAAGCGCAUUUACUAUGCACCGUUGUCGCUGUCUCACAUCCGACACAGAACCAGUAACCUCAGUGAAGGAGAGACGCUCAUAACCAUUUCGACCACUCUGACAAACUUCUGACUUCCCUCUGAGUGAUUAUAUUUUUGUUUAUUAUCCACGGGGUUGUGAAGAUUGCUGCAGGGAUGUUCGCUGCCGUGGAGCAUGGCCCGGUCCUCUGCAGCGACUCCAACAUCCUGUGCCUGUCCUGGAAGGGCCGCGUGCCCAAGAGUGAGAAGGAGAAGCCAGUGUGCAGGAAGCGCUACUACGAGGAGGGCUGGCUCGCUACCGGGAACGGUCGAGGAGUUGUCGGGGUCACGUUCACAUCCAGCCACUGUAGAAGGGACCGACCCACCCCGCAGAGAGUCAACUUCAACCUCAGAGGACACAACAGCGAGGUGGUCUUGGUGCGAUGGAAUGAGCCCUUCCAGAAACUGGCCACCUGUGAUACAGAUGGCGGGAUCUUUGUUUGGAUCCAGUAUGAGGGCCGCUGGUCUGUGGAGCUUGUCAAUGACCGGGGAGCACAGGUGAGUGACUUCACCUGGUCCCACGAUGGCACCCAGGCUCUUAUCUCGUACCGCGAUGGCUUCGUCCUGGUGGGAUCAGUGAGCGGACAGAGACACUGGUCCUCUGAGAUAAACCUGGAAAGCCAGAUUACCUGUGGAAUCUGGACCCCCGAUGACCAGCAGGUGUUGUUUGGUACGGCCGAUGGACAAGUGAUCGUGAUGGACUGCCACGGGCGCAUGCUGGCCCACAUUCUGCUGCAUGAGUCGGACGGCAUUGUCAGCAUGUCUUGGAACUAUCCCAGCUUCCUGGUGGAGGACAGCAGUGAGAGUGACACUGACUCUGACGACUACUCCCCACCACAAGUGCACAGCCAGAAACCACUGCUGACUGUCAGCUUCACCUCUGGAGACAUCAGCCUGAUGAAUAACUAUGACGACCUCUCUCCCACCCUCAUCCGUACCGGUCUGAAAGAUGUGGUGGUCCAGUGGUGCUCACAGGGGGACCUCGUUGCAGUGGCAGGGAUGGAGCGGGCCCUCCUCUCCCCUGACUCCAACUGUCCUCCCCCCACCAGGAAUGCCAUUGUAAAGUUCUACAAUGUUCGGGGCGAACACAUCUACACACUGGAAACGCCAGCACAGCGCCCCAUCACUACGCUGUGUUGGGGUCACCGGGACUCUCGCCUGUUCUUGGCAUGUGGCCCGGCGCUCUACGUUGUGCGAGUGGAGCACCGUGUUGCCAGCCUGCAGCUCCUCUGCCAGCAGGGCAUCGCCACAGCAGUGAAGGAGGAAAAAGAUGUUGCCAAGCUUACCAUGCCUUCUCGCCUCUGUUCUUACGUCACUACUGCGUUCGUCCCCACUAUCAAGCCCCCCAUCCCAGAUCCCAACAACAUGCGGGAUUUUGUGAGCUACCCAACAGCUGGGAACGAGCGUCUGCACUGUACUAUGAAGCGUACGGAGGAUAACCCUGAGGUGGGAGGGCCCUGCUACACUCUGUACCUGGAGUAUCUCGGAGGUCUGGUGCCCAUCCUCAAAGGUCGACGGAUAAGUAAACUGCGUCCAGAGUUUGUCAUUAUGGACCCAAAGACGGAUGGGAAAACAGAUGAGAUCUACGGAAACAGUCUGAUAUCUGCCAUGGUUGACAGCUGUAACUGCUCAGACUCUAGUGACAUUGAGCUGAGUGAUGACUGGGUGGGCAAGAAAUCUCCAAAGAUAUCCAGGGGCAGCAAAUCCCCCAAACUGCCCAGAGACUUAGUUUGUCCCUUUACCAACAGGAUCAAUAUUGAUCCCAGAAAAUCGCCCAAACUGUCCCGUGCUACACAAGAGAUAUCCAGGUCUCCACGGUUACCUAUACGUAAACCCUCGAUUGGAUCGCCCAGCCUAACAAGGAGGGAAUUUCCUCUGGAUGACAUCACUCAGCAAAAUUACCUUGCUCAGGUUACAUCCAAUAUUUGGGGAACAAAGUUCAAGAUAGUGGGGCUGGCCACAUUCUUGCCAACCAAUCUUGGUGCAGUCAUCUAUAAGACCAGCCUCCUCCAUCUGCAGCCCAGACAGAUGACCAUCUACCUGCCAGAGGUACGCAAGAUCUCCAUGGAUUACAUCAAUCUGCCUGUCUUCAGCCCCAAUGUCUUCAGUGAGGAUGAGGACGAUCUUCCUGUCACAGGCCCUGCUGGUGGAGCUGACGACAACCCUCCAUGCACCGUCAACAUCCCUAUUGCACCCAUCCAUAGUCCCGCCCAGGCCAUGUCCCCUGCCCAAAGCAUCGGUCUGGUCCAGUCACUCCUAGCCAAUCAAAAUGUUCAGCUAGAUAUCCUAACCAAUCCCACUGCAACCCCUUCUGGGGUGGCUGCCAGUGGGUCAGACCAAAGCCAGGACACCAUCCUGACAGCCCAGUACACAGUCUCCAACCGGUACUCCAGUCCUGGUCAGGUCAUCUUUGGAGGCCUAGAAAUGGGUCGCCUCAUGGUGGGACCUCCACCUUCUCAUCAUCCCUCACAACAACAGAGUCACCAUCAACAACAACAACAACAGCAGCAACACCAUCAACAACAACAACAACAACAACAGCAGCAGCAGCAGCAACACCACCAACAACAGCAGCAACAACACCACCAACAACAGCAGCAACAACACCACCAACAACAGCAGCAGCAGCAGCAACAACACCACCAACAACAGCAGCAACAACAACACCACCAACUACAGCAGCAACACCACCAACAACAAAUUCAGCACCACCAACAACAAAUUCAGCAGCAACAGCAACUCCACCAACAACAGCAGCAACAGUUGCUACAGCAGCAACAUUUGCAACAGCAGCAGCAGCAGCUUCAGCAACAGCACAUCCAGCAGCAGCACAUCCAGCAGCAGAUCCAACUCAUACAACAGCAGCAGCAUCAACAUCAGCUCCAGCAGCACAUACAGCAACAGCAACAACAACAACUACAACAGCAGCAUCAACAAAUACAGCAGCACCUCCAGCAACAGCAACAACUGCAUCAUCAACAGCACUCACAGCAGCAGCAGCAUCAGCUGCAACAACAACAGCACCACCAUCAACUUCAACAGCAGCAGCAGCAGCAGCAGCAGCAGCAGCUCCAAAUUCAAAUUCCUGUUCCCCCUAUGUCAUCAGGUCAGCCUCCAGGUGCAGCUAUGUUCCAGGCGGGGGCGCUGCAGAUUCAGAUCCCUCAUCCAACCACUGAUUUAGCGGUGGAGAGAACAGCGGGGGGUGAACAGGAGCACCUUUUGAAGAUCAAAAGCCCUCGGCCAACUCCACAGCUAGCUGAGGGUGACACUGUGGUGUUCAGUACCCCUCUAGAGCUCAGCAAGAUGAACCCACCACCCCCCUACCCAGGGACAGUAGCUGCUGCUGUGGCUGCUGCAGCUGCUGCAGCUGCUUCAGCCUCCACCGCAGCCUCAAAUGCUGCAUCUGGACCAGGAGGAGGUACUAGUGGGACUCCUCCACCCGGGGACCUUUGUCUAAAAAAGGGUGAGUUCCCACUUUAUUCUUCUGGUCAGCAACAAGCCCAGUACCCCACACCACUGGGAUAUGAAAGGAUAACAACAUUUGACAGCAGUGGGAAUGUGGAGGAAGUGUGUCGCCCUCGAACACGCCUUGUCUGCAAUCAGAAUGUCUACACACUCCAGGGACCUGGCAGCUCUGCCACUCUCAGGGUCACCUCCUCAUCGUCCUCUUCAGGUGACAGGAAGAUCCAGCUGCCCUAUGCCUCUGCCACCCUCAACAGACUCACAGCUCCCCGCUAUUCCAUACCCAGUGGGGACCCGCCUCCAUACCCUGACCCAGCCAAUCAAAACAAUACUGUAGGCAGGAACCCUGGACAGAGGCUGGACAGCAGUCUCAUCCACGCCACUCUCAGGAGGAAUAGCCGAGAGGCCGCACUUAAAGUUUCACAGAUUCUGGAACCUCCCAGACCACUGCCUCCUAAGGCCAAAAAUAGUAGUGCACUAGCAGCCUCAUUCCAGCAGAGGGUGCCAACAGCCUUAUACACCUGCAGUCAGUGUAGCACUGGAUCCAGUGUUGGAGGCACUGCCCCAGGUAGUGCUAAUGGAAUAGCAGGAGGAACUAUUAUCAGACAGGAUUUUCCUCCAGGGACUGGAGCACCACACAGCACAGUUAUUGUUCACUCCAACAGUGCCACUCCUCUGGCCUCCCAGUCUUCUUACAACCUGCUGAGCUCUCUUGAAGGACCUGGGAGUGCAACAGGAGGAGUGAGCAACAGAGACAGAGCUGAUUAUGUUAAUUCAGCCUUUACUGAGGAUGAAACACUGAACCAGUCACUGAGGCAUCUAGCACUGGGAGGAAGUGAUGCAUCAGGGCUGGUUGUCAAACGCCCACCUCCCUAUCAGUGGGACCCUGCUGCCACAGAGGAAGUGUGGGUUCCUCAGGAAAGGACCGCGAUGCUAAAUCCCAGUGGCCCCCCUGGACCACACAAACCACCCCCACUUAUUCUAAGCCCAUCUCAGCACUUGGAUGUUUCCAGACUGCCUUUUGUCCUUUCUCCAAAGUCCCCCACCAGCCCCAGUGCUGCAUCUUUUCAAGCUGCUGCAGCGGCUGCCGGCUACCAAAUCUCGCUUCAGUACCCUCCAGUUACUGCCUAUCCUGGAGUACAGGCUCAGCCAAUCCCAGGGUCACCACGCCCCUGCUCCUCCCCAAAGGAGAUGGUAGCCCCUGUACCCUUCUCACAGCAGGAUGCCACCCUUGUCUUACCUCCAGGUUACCCCGCAAACCUGGCAAACCUUGCUUGCUGCCCCCUCCCCCCUCUGUAUCCUGGAGGUGGUGCUUGUGCUGGACUCCCCAUUCCCCCUAUCGCCCUUCACACUCCUUGGGGUACCUACAACUCUUGUCCACCUUUGUCUAGUCCUGCAGUGCCACUACCACCCAAAGCCUCCCACAUGGCAGUAGACAAAAAUGUUCUCUCGCCUCCUCCUCCUCCCCCUCCGCCUCCUCCGCCACCCCCGGCAGAGCUGCAGAAUCAUGGAGGAUUACAGGAGGCCAUGGCAGAGGCUGGGGAGGGUUUUCAGGAGGUUCUCUCCUUGACUGAGAGCCCAGUUCCGCAACGAUCUGAGAAGUUCAGCAAAAAGAACCGUAAGCGGGCAGAUGGGCGUGCAGAGGAAGCAAACGUGCCAUCAUUGGCCGAAGGGAGCAAGUCAAAAAAGGAGGGCAGAGCUUUAGGUGAUUUUAACUCGCUCAUCUCCAGUCCACGCCUGGGAGGAAGAGACAAGAAGAAGCUGAAGGGACAGAAAGAACAGCAACUGAAGGCAAAGAAGCUUAGCAAAGCCACUGCCAACAGUGAGUUCCAAGACAGUUCAGAAAGUGAGCCAGAGCUGUUCAUCAGCGGAGACGAGCUGCUCAAUCAGUGCCAGAGCGGCAAGAAGGGCUGGAAGAGUAAGAGGAACCUGAGGGCAGCCAGUGAACUGGACGAGAUUAAAUGUCGAAAGGCCAACGAGAAGGAGGACAGAGGGCUUGGCAGCCAGGGCUUUGUGUAUGUCAUGGCCAACAAGCAGCCACUGUGGAAUGAAGCAACGCAGGUCUACCAGCUGGACUUUGGUGGCCGUGUCACCCAAGAGUCUGCCAAGAACUUUCAAAUUGAACUGGAGGGCAGACAGGUGAUGCAGUUUGGUAGGAUCGAUGGCAAUGCCUACAUCCUGGACUUCCAGUAUCCCUUCUCUGCUGUGCAGGCCUUUGCUGUGGCUUUAGCCAAUGUUACACAACGCCUCAAAUGAGACCCCCCCUCUCUAAUAACUCUGUUAUACCUAGGAUUAAAAUGCAAUCUGUUGAAGGGGCACAGUUGUUUGAUUUGAGAUUUUUUUUUUGACAUUAAUUUAUAGAGAGAAGAAUAAAAUAAGCCCUGGUCAUAGAGAGAAACAAUCACGCUGCACUGCACAAUGCUGCCACUAGAGUUGGUGCAAUAAGCAUUGGCCCUCAGAUCUCCUCUGUUUGGCAGUCAGUGGCACCUUCAGAUGCAUGUAGGGCCAAAGAGCUGAGCUUUGGUAAUCAUCAUGCAAAUAAAUGCUGCUUAAGCUAGAAGAAGCUCAUAGUUACACGCUAACGAAUGAGAGAGAAGAAAGGUCAAGUGCAGUUUUUAAAACAAAGCAGCAGUAAUACUUGAAAACCACACUCUGGGGAUCAAAGAAGUUAUUUUUCUCAGAGUGCACAGGUACUACUGGGCACUGAAAUCCAUUGCUGUACUAAAUUUCAGUAAAACAGUUACCACUUUGUAAUAUUGCUUUGCUUUUAGGACUUUCUUAAAUGAUUUUACAUGGCUGAGAGUAGGAGGUCUUUGUUUCCGUUGCUCUCUGCCAUUCCUUUUGUUACUAUCUUAGUCUAUCUCAGCUGGAAUGGAGGCUUAGAUAUAUGUAUCAUUCUGGAGCACUACUAAGAGUUCACACUUUUUAAUGUUGUGAAAGGUGUGUCACUGAUAAAACACUUGGGAGUGAAGAUAGUUUAGGUGAACUGCAGUCUUUUUCAUGUGGUUUCCUGGGACUUUGAAGGAAAAAGAAAUGUUACUCUGCUACACAGAUUAAUUUAUAUGUACAUUUUGUUUAUCUAUUCAGAUAUGAAUUUAACAUUAUUGUCAUUGUUUGUGAUAUACAAUCUUUAUAUCCUGUCAACAUGAUUUUCAUCUUACCUGCUUUAUUUGGGAGACUGUUGGCUGAAUUUGAAAAAUGCUGUGCUGUCUGGUGGGAGGGUCGUACAGAAUAGCUUUGACUGACAUAUCCUGUCCUCAGUGAAAAAUCCACAUAUGGUGACAUGGGUGCAGAAGAUGUCACCGGGGCCUGGAUUGAAUAUCUCUGGCGUGAAGUGAUGUGUCACCUGCUGUCACUUCUGUGAAGUGAGUGUGUAGUUUGGAGGAGAAAGGGAGCUGUCCCUGCUCAUAGAGCCCACACUAUAAACACAUAUAAGCAAGGUACAGGAAUAUUUUUGUAUAUUUCACCUAUGCCAUUUCAUACUCUCUCCAGAAGUCGUGUAAAUACAUAUCAGUUAUAUGUAAAUGUUAUAAAGAGACUUUGGUGACUUUGACAGAUGUCUGUUUACACCUGUCGCCACUGUGUUUUAGUGUAACUUCAGGUGUGGAAACAAGCUGUUGUACUGUUUAACUCAACAGCUACAACCACAAAAGAACAAGUUAACAAGCUGAAAUCAUUGUCACUGAAUCUUUGAAGUCAGAACUCCAAUGAAGGAUGAAGCUAUUGACAUUUUCAUUUAUUUAGCUGACACUGAAAUCUUUUUACCUUCUUUCAGACAGUCAAGCUUGUGAUCAUGUUGAACUACACUGAUCAGGGCCAGCUGACGGAGGGGAGGAGAAAAACUUUUAGGCACAUAAAUUCUAUCUGGGUAGGCUAUUUAAAGAAGAAAGUAGCCAAAUUUGGUGAAAAGGCAGUUUUUCAACUAGUGAUUAGGAUUACCUCUAACAUUUGUGCCAAACCAUGCCUCUGCCCCAAAUUUAUAGUAAAAAAAUGGUUCUAGAAAAGAGCUUAACACAAUUCUUGGUAGUAAUAAAAGAAAGCUGUCACUUUGGACCAGCUCUGUUUUGGUCUUGGGGUUAUUGAGAUUAUUUAAUUCUUUAGUGCAAUCUUCUUAUAUCACAAUGUGAUGCAUGUCUGUCAAAGAGGAUUAAAGGGGGUUGAAAAAGAAUUUCAAAAAAAGUCUCUGCUGAUCGUAAAAAAGAAAUUAAAAGAACAUUAGCAUGUCAUAAAAAAUAUCCAUCUUUUUGUGUUAGUUGUGCAAUAUUUCUUUGGGAAAAAAUCUUUAGUCAACAUUUUUCACCACAGUUUGCUCUGUUCUUUUCAGCAUCUCAGUUGCUGGUAUGUACAUUUUAUUUAUGAGAUUAUUUCCUAAAGGAGAUAAAGUAUCUAUACAUACUGUAUAUUGUGGAGUUUUUUUCCUAAGCAUUUCUUUGUGUUCAUGAAAAAAUUGUAGCCCAAAUUGUGAGAUAGGAAGGUGGGGAAAGGGCUUUUUUUUGUGAAGUUUGCAUUGGAUGGAAAAGAUGUGAAUGAGUAAGUGCCCGGUUUAGUGUAGUCGGUAGACUAGUUAUGUCGAGUGUAACUGUCAAGUCAAGGUGUGUAUGUAUUCAACUGUGCAGUCUACCAAUCCCAUCAGUGUUAAAUCUCUUCUCUUUAAACGUGUGAUCAUGGCUUCUUAAACAUACACACGACACAUUGUUCACAUAAAUUCACAAGUUUAAACCACUGAGUUCAUGUUCAGAACUGCCUGUGGACUUAGGUGAAGGAUUCUCUUUAAAAAGAUUUCAUGAGAUGAGCUGUUGUAGAUAUUGUAGGAUCUGGCUUUUCUUUCGAAAAGAUAUGUGCUUUGUCAUUGUAGAUGUAGACUUAAACGAGAAAAACACUUGAAAAGAAUCUGAGUCUGAUUUGGUGACUGAACGUUUAUAGUGAAUGGAUAGCAAGGCAUGCCAUGUAAAUUAUUUUAUAAUUGUAUAUGUCACGCAUCUUUUGAAUAAAACGUCAUUGUUUCAGAAAA